AUGGCCGUAGAUGUCGAUGCCAUGGUGAACGCAGAUGGAGUCGAGGAGGUUAUUUCAGAUGUCUCCAUGCCUUCAUGGUUUAUGGACAAUUGUGUCAAAACUGCGUUCGAGCUGGGCCAGGAACUGCGUCGAAUUGUCAUCCUUCCGCCAAAUCCGCCCAAUCCCACCGAAAAAGUCAAAGAUACGACAUCAAAUGGCCAGGCAUCUCAGGAAGAAAGAUAUGAAUUGGAUUAUUUUUUGUACGAUGAACUUUUCAACCUGGUCAUGCCAAAACAAAAGGCUGAGGGCCUCAAAUCGACCUUUAGUUCAGGCAAAACUCCCAAGUUUGCGCUUGAUGCUGUUCAACUUCUUCUCCCUGGAGGGUUCCAUGCUUUUCUUGGCCAAGAAUUCUUCUCAGAGGUGGCAAAGAAGUUUGCUAGUGAUGUGCAGGCGGAUUUGGUUGAAUUGAAUAUAGACGAUUUUAGAGAUUUGGCAGAGCAUUUUGGGAAAGGAAAAGAUUCAGAACACCGAGAUGGCCAAAAAAGCAGUGACGAUCACUACCUCAAUCUACUCUACGAUCGGUGUAUGUGCGUGGAGCUCUGCUGCCCAGCUUCUUCUGUCUGUAGUACAUUACGCUCGUCUUCUCCCGUUACAAGGAGUGGAUCUAGUGAUAGUGCAUCUGACAAUAGUGCGUCUAGCGUUGGAACGACAAAUUCUCAGGAAUAUGGAAUCGAGUGCGUGAAAAGGACAAGAAAAUUUUCCGACAGGCUCUUCUUCCUAUCGCAGUACCUUGGUCUUCUGACUUUUGCCGCGAUCCUUUUAUUGACGGUGAUUUCUGUUUUGACAGGCAGUAUCAUUUUCCGUCACAAGUUGAUGUGUCAAAAGACAUCAGGAAUCUGCAACGAGAUGUGUUCAACUUUAUCUCAAGACGAAGAGGAACUGUCGUCGGUUGAUGAACAGCUGGAAAGCAAUGAGUCGGUAGUAGGACAUGGAAUGCAGAAGAUCCACCAAAUCGAACCUUUCCUUGCUAACCCCGAGGAAAUGGAAAUUGACGACAUGGAAAAUUCUCAGUAUACUGCUCUCUUGAAGAAGAUCAUUGAGUCUCAUUUGUUGAAGAAUACUCUGGGAAGAACUGGAGAUAAAGAGGACGUAGAAUCACCAGCGCUGGUAAUUCUCGUCUCAGGUGUUGGCAGGUUUUGUAGUUACAAAAAGUAUCUUCAGGUGUUCAAACAUCUACAAACCGCUAUCAGGACUUUAUCAAAAGAAGAUACAAUCAUUAUGAUGUCAGGAGGAGAUGACGAUGGUAUUCUUGAUUCAAUCAGUAAUCACACCCAGAAAGGUAUUCUGCGCAUGUUUACUGCCAGAAGCCAGGCACAGUAUAGACUCCUCGAAAAAGAUAAGGAGAAGGCAAGAUUAAAAGAGAAUAUAAGACACCUACAACGUUGCAUUAGAAUGUCGCCAGAAGCAAAAAUGUCACCUUUGGCACAGCCUUACGCUGUAGAUUGGGAGACUUUCAUUCCAGAUGCUACCUUGCGAGCUAUGCGCCGUCAUUUCUUUCCUUGGGACAACAUAGAGAUUAUCGCCAGAACGAUAGCGAAACGCCAACUGGAUAUUGACUCUAUGAAGCUAGUUAUGGAAACAUAUGAGAAGCGAAGUGAAGCAGAGAAGCAGUGGCUCGAAAAUCACGAAGAUGAGGAUGAUCAAAAAGCGCCGUGGAAAUCGAAGCUCCCCCGACGGGCUUGGAGCAUAGCGGAACAGAUAUCGAAGAGUCAAGAAGACGAGCAUUUGUACCAAUUGCUCGACACUGUUGUCAGUCCAGGCGAUCUUAAUACAACUUGGUCAAACAUCGAACUUGACUCAGAUAUCAAGGCCCGCAUUACAGAUCUAAUCUCACUCGGAGAAUCUCAAAAAGAUUCUUGUGGAAUUCUUAAGACCUCGGCUGGAGGCGCACUUCUGUACGGUCCUCCGGGGACUGGUAAGACACAACUCGCAAGAGUACUUGCAAAGACCUCUGGAUCAAUCAUGCUUAGCGUCUCUGGCGCCGAAAUGGAAAGCAAAUAUGUCGGUGAGACGGAAAAGCUCGUUGCAAGUUUGUUCAAGCUCGGGAAGAUGCUUUUCCCAUCUAUCAUCUUCAUCGACGAAGCGGACUCUUUGUUUAGCUCUCGUAGCCAAGGUGGAUCAGGGUCAAUCUACCAGAGAAAGCUCGUCAAUCAGCUGCUACAGGAAGCAGACGGCGUCUCCAAAGAUUCAACCUCGCCUUUCUUACUUCUUGCAACAAACUUACCCCAUCUGCUUGAUCCUGCAGUGUUGAGACGAGUACCUUGUCGAAUCUACAUUGGACUCCCCACGAUCUCAGCAAGAGAGAACAUGUUCCGUAUGUUCUUGAAAGAAGAAUCCUUAGAUAGGAGUGUCGAUCUAAAGAAGCUUGCGGAAGUAACACAUCGAUAUACUGGGUCAGACAUCAUGGCUUUGUGCGUUGAAACCGCUGUUAUCUCGCAACGAGAAUAUCGCAACAAAGAAACGGGCGAGGCCUUGGAUGUUAAGAACAAUAGAAUCUUGACUAUUUCACACUUCCACCAGGCAUUAAAAAGCAACACUCCUACAACAUCUCCACAACUCAUGCAAGAGAUGCGAAGAUUUGCGCAAAUGUAUGACAAAUCUGCUGUAUCAAGAAUGGUGCUUUACCAGUAUUGGUAA
Botrytis deweyae is the source of this 2676-nucleotide messenger RNA. RefSeq lists its product as uncharacterized. Bases 1 to 2676 code for a protein of 891 amino acids. The transcript is spliced from 2 exons. Gene Ontology annotation, molecular function: ATP binding; ATP hydrolysis activity. Gene Ontology annotation, cellular component: mitochondrial outer membrane. Lineage: Eukaryota; Fungi; Ascomycota; Leotiomycetes; Helotiales; Sclerotiniaceae. The record is from RefSeq and is a predicted model, not a curated record.